GAGAAGAAGGGAUGACAGGGCGGAGCCUGAAACUCCAGAAAGCGGAGAGAUGACCGACUUCGACACAGAUUGGAGCAGGAUGGCAAGAGAGCACCUGACCGAUGAAAGGACUCCGCUACCGGCAAGCGUGCAACGCUCAAGAUUGAAACUUUGUAUCAUCUUGUGUUUGUGCAUCAUAGCAACAUGUGUAGUCAUGAUAAGCCUCAAAGCCAAUUCAAAAGUGAAGCCCAUCUAUGCUUCACAUGACACCUGCCCUGGACACUUAGCCAAGGACGCUCUAACACCAAUUGAUGGCUCAAAGCAUCUAAUGAUUUCUGCAUAUAAGGAUUACAGAAAAAGUGGAGUCACACGCAUUUUAGCAAUAAUAAACAAAGACCAUCCUACACCUUUAUACUGCAUCUUUUGUUGCUCAGGAAACAGAUCUAAAGAAACGAUAGGUUUGGUCAAAACAAACAGUGUCCAUUACGGCUACCCCUAUUCGGCUGCUGAUGUAUUUUGCAGCGAGGAGCCUGGAUGCAGUGUCACACACAUUACUCUUGUCACACAUGAUGAUGCUGGGGAGUAUGGGAAGAUGCAGUUUCUAACUGUACAGAACAAGGAGAGAAAGGAGGAGGAUUUUCAAUUUUUCCUAACUGUGUGCAUGUCAAGUAUGUUUGGAAACUACAAUAACAUUCUCCAGUUUGUCCAGACCAUGGAGUUUUACAAGCUGUUCGGAGUUCAGAAGGUGUUUCUCUACCUCACUAGCUGUAGCCUUGACAUGGAGAAGGUUCUCCAGUAUUAUAUUCACGAGGGCUCCUUAGAGAUUAUCCCCUGGCACAUAACCAAGUUCCUCCACCCUUCCACCGGAUGGAAGCCAGAGGAACUUGAAGGAGACAUUCAUCUCAACGGACAAAUAAGCGUUAUGAACGAGUGUUUUUACAGAAACAUGUAUAGCUCUCGGUAUGUGCUCCUGGCUGAUGUGGACCAGCUUGUUGUUCCGUACCAGCACACCUCACUGGUGCAGAUGCUGCAUGAACUGCAGGAGCAGAAUCCUGGGGCGUCGGUGUUCCAAGUAGAGACCAUCGGCUUCUCUGAGACACCCGUUCUGAAACACGAUAAGAGACCCUUCAGUGGACCAGGGACGGACCUCCUGGAACACGUCUACAGGCAACCUGGCCAAGUGGGCAGCUACAGGAGUCACAAGAUGGUGCUCAAUCCCAGACUUGUGCUCCAGGUGGCCAUGUUUGAAGUGCUACAGAGUUACGGGUAG
Molecule: messenger RNA, 1249 nt
Organism: Hypomesus transpacificus
Lineage: Eukaryota; Metazoa; Chordata; Actinopteri; Osmeriformes; Osmeridae
Exons: 2
Coding region: 50-1249 (399 amino acids)
Source: RefSeq, a predicted model, not a curated record